AUGGAGAACCACGUGAAGGAGGUGAGGCAGGGGCAGCAGAGGGUGUUCCCGUGGGGGAUGCUCAAGGUUUUCGUGCUGCUCGGCUUGGGGAUGUCCGCGGCCGGCAUGCUCAUGGCGCGGCACGGGCACGAGGUGGCGGCGGCCACGCUGUUCCGGCAGUGGCUGGGCGUCUCCCCCGCCGCCGACGCGGCCAUCGCGACGGUGGCGGCGGCGGGGCUAGAGCACUCGAUGACGGACGAGGAGCUUCUCUGGCGCGCGUCGUUCGCCCCGGGGGUGCGGCGGUACCCGUUCCGCCGCGUGCCCAAGGUGGCCUUCAUGUUCCUCACGCGCGGCCCGCUGCCGCUGGCGCCGCUCUGGGAGCGCUUCUUCCGGGGGAACGAGGGGCGCUACUCCAUCUACGUCCACGCGCUGCCGUCGUACCGGGCCAACUUCACCUCCGAAUCCGUCUUCUAUCGACGUCAAAUCCCCAGUAAGGUUGCAGAAUGGGGUCAGAUGACUAUGUGUGAUGCUGAGAGACGUCUACUUGCCAACGCUUUGCUGGAUAUAUCCAACGAAUGGUUUGUGCUUGUGUCUGAGUCAUGCAUUCCUAUAUUUGAUUUCAACACAACGUACCAAUACUUCCUGAACUCGAGCCAAAGCUUUGUCAUGGCUAUUGAUGAUCCUGGACCAUAUGGACGGGGAAGAUACAACUGGAAUAUGACCCCUGAGGUUGAACUUGACCAAUGGCGCAAAGGAUCGCAGUGGUUUGAAGUAAACAGGGAACUUGCCAUUGAAAUUGUGAAGGACACGGUCUAUUACCCCAAAUUCAAGGAGUUCUGCAGGCCUAGUUGUUAUUCUGAUGAGCACUAUAUCCAAACAAUGCUCUCGAUUGAAACUCCGCAGAGCCUGGCUAACAGGAGUGUUACUUGGGUAGACUGGUCUAGAAUUGCUGCACAUCCAGCAAGGUUUGGCAGGGGUGAUAUCACGGAGGAAUUCUUGAGGGAAGUUCGAGAGGGACAGACCUGUCUGUACAAUGAACAGAAUUCAACGUUGUGCUUCUUGUUUGCUCGGAAGUUUGCUCCAAGCGCAUUGGAGCCAUUGUUAGAGUUAGCACCCACUGUCCUUGGUUUUGGAUAA
Molecule: messenger RNA, 1116 nt
Organism: Miscanthus lutarioriparius
Lineage: Eukaryota; Viridiplantae; Streptophyta; Magnoliopsida; Poales; Poaceae
Source: the annotation of a GenBank genome assembly